Messenger RNA from Cariama cristata (Red-legged seriema), 973 nucleotides. It is a transcript of the gene ASZ1, whose product is annotated as ankyrin repeat, SAM and basic leucine zipper domain containing 1. Lineage: Eukaryota; Metazoa; Chordata; Aves; Cariamiformes; Cariamidae. The transcript is spliced from 9 exons. The annotation marks the transcript as partial. Gene Ontology annotation, molecular function: protein binding. The record is from RefSeq and is a predicted model, not a curated record. Gene Ontology annotation, biological process: piRNA processing. Gene Ontology annotation, cellular component: pi-body.
GAGACGAAUGACUCCACUGAUGUAUGCAGCUAGAAAAGGCUGUCCUCGGGUUGUUGCUCUUCUUGUUGCUCAUGGAUCACACAUAAACGCCCAAGAUGAAAAUGGGUAUUCCGCAUUAAUAUGGGCAGCACAGCAUGGACAUAAAAGUGUAGUUUUUAAGUUGCUUGAACUGGGAGCUGACAAAAAUCUACGGACUAAGGAUGAGAAAACAGCAGCAGAGCUAGCAAAAAUCAAUAAACACCCAGAGAUUUAUAGUUUACUCUCUUUGGCUGCAAAUCACUUGCAAGGGAGAUACCAUGAAACGAUUAAGCAAGAGGCUAUCUACAAAUUUCUGACAGCUGUCCCUGACCACAGAGCUGGUUCCUAUUCAACUUUUGAUGACAUGGAAGUGUUUUUACAUGGCCUUGGUCUAGAACAUGUAAUAGGAUUAUUGAAGGAAAGAGAUAUAGCUUUAAGACAACUUCUGAUCAUGCAAAAAGAUGAGUUAAUAGAGAUUGGCAUUACAAAUCCUCGAGAUCAACAGAAACUCCUAGAUGCUAUUAAGGAGCUACAAGUGGAAGAAAUGAGAAUUGGAGACCUCCCUGAAGUGAUGAAGCUGGAAUUGAGUGGAGAUGAAUUCCUCAAGUUUCUCCAGAAGUUGAAUAAAGAGUGUAAUAAGCUGACUCUUCCUGUGCAGACCAUGAAUAAGCAUUUUCUCAAAAAUUCUCACAAGAUAGUACUGCAGUGGGCGCCAACUGAAAGUUUUAUUGAAGUCUGCAAAGACUUGGCUUGCAGCGUUGAAAAGCUGGGAGAAGAAGUUACCAAGCUGAAGGACCUGCUGGAGAAGCAUGAGCAGAAGAAUGACCCCAGCCGAGUGAAACUUCCAGACAAAGCACCCACCUUGGAAAAAAGAUUAGUAAAAAUGGGAGCGGUUACAUUGCUUGGAUUUGGUUUUUUCUUCUUUAUAACUAAGUUAGUGGUAAAGAAAACCUGA